AUGACUACACCUCAGGUGUCAAGUCCAAUUCAUACUUCAACAUCAUCAUCAUCAUCGUCAACAACAUCAUCAAAUGUACCAUCAUCUCCAAGAGGUCCACCGCCACCAAAUGUUACCAACUCACCACUGAUCAGUAGUGGUGGCGCAUCAUCAGCCAGGAAACAGAUGGAGUAUAAAAAGUCAAUGGACGAACAGUUGCGUGAAGUGGAGGUGCGCGAGGCCAGGCUGAGAGAGGAGCGCGAGACACUUCAGCGCGAGAGGGACAGAUUCGAGGAGGAGCGCAAGAUCAUCUUUGACUCGCUGGCCAAGUGCGUGCGCAGCACCGGAUCGUCCAACAUCAACAAGAAUGUGGCCAAGGCAAAUGAAAAAGGCAGAGAAGAUACAGAAGGAUAA
Molecule: messenger RNA, 393 nt
Organism: Acytostelium subglobosum LB1
Lineage: Eukaryota; Evosea; Eumycetozoa; Acytosteliales; Acytosteliaceae
Exons: 1
Coding region: 1-393 (130 amino acids)
Source: RefSeq, a predicted model, not a curated record